This is a messenger RNA of Protopolystoma xenopodis, 1815 nucleotides long. The record is from the annotation of a GenBank genome assembly. Lineage: Eukaryota; Metazoa; Platyhelminthes; Monogenea; Polystomatidea; Polystomatidae.
AUGCGUGCCCUACAUCAAUCACGGGGUAAUCCAGCUCCUGAAAAAGCGCUAUCUUAUGAAGAAGUCAAUCUAACCACUGCUAUGGCCCUUUACUUGGCAGAAGAAACUUCGAAAUCCAACACAGCACUCCAUAAAAGCACCAUCUCUGCUUCAGCAAUCCCGACUGCUGUAGGAGAUCUUGGUCACUUAGAUGAUGCAAGUGACAGCAGAACAUUGGAGUCGACUCAUUCUACUCUGAAAAGGGGCCCUUCCAGACUAACCUCUGACUACAUUGAGGGGCAGGAUGCAAUCGUUUCAAACAUGGGUUUGAAGCAACCCUCCUUACCAGCUUGGCAGAUUGAGACUGGUGUGGAUGGUCGUGAGGAGCUGCAGCUCCGAGUUCAACAGGCUAAUAUGAAAGGUUUAUCUCCAGAGGCUGCUGGUCUCUGUCCGUUGAAUGCUGUAUUCCUCUUUGAAGAAGCAUGUGUGGCUGGUUUUAAGCCAAUGCUCGAUCUGAUGCCCAAGAUGUAUCAAUUUAGUGGACUUCCAUUGAGUCUCUCUCCUUAUGCCCCGGUUGCCGGUCAAGCCUCGACCUGCCUUGAGGCUGGCCACCUUAUCAGAAUGGAGAAGCUAGUGCUGUUUGGGGACUACUUGUGUGGCAUUGAGCCCCCCUUGUUAGCCUACGACGUAAAACGCAACAUUUACACUGCAGCUGUGGAACGCGAGGCCUCGGAACGUAUAGAAGACAGACAUCGUCGCAAUUUAAUGACUCGGAAUAUCCCUGCUUCCAAAUUAGGCGAGAUAGCCGAAAAUGAGACCUCAAGAAAUACUGAUUUAGUAUGUUCUUUAGUCUCAAGUGAUGCUCAUGGAGUCGCUUCUGAGGAGCCUGCGGAGACAGAUUCCGAGAUUGCUAAGUUAAGACGUCAACGCAACCUCUUAGAACGUCGUCUAGCUGAAGAGCGUCGACUCGCCCUCUGGCGGCGGCGGGCUUUGCGUGAGCUCAGUGCUUCGGAUAGUGGAAGCGUAGCAGGCUCUCUUGGUACGGGAUGUAACGCUGGUCUACCGGGCUCUGGAGGAGCUGCAACGGCCGAUUUAUCUACUGGACAUCAGUCUAUAGGAAUCUUGGGUAUGGCAGUUGAGAUUGAAGUUCGUCCAGUAUACUUGGUACCAGACACCAACUGUUACAUUGACUGGUUGGAGGGAAUUGCUGCGCUCGCGGAUCCAGUCACAUCUAAUUACACAGUCAUUGUGCCAAUCAUAGGUUCGCUUUACUUUCUGCAAAGACCCAUGGUAAACGAAUUGGAGACAUUAUCCCGUUUUGGGAGUAGCAGUAAUAGCAAUAACCAAGGUGGCACUGAGCUUUUCUCAUCCCUCCAAUCUUCAUCAUCGUCCAAUACUGGACUCUCUGGCCACCCACACCAACUGCUCCUAUCUGACUCCUUCGAAGUAACCCGUUCUGGCUUGAUCCAACGGCGUGCGCGGGAUGCUCUCGCCUACCUCGAGGCACAAUUCGAGGCGCGUAACAGUCGUCUCCGAGCGAUGACCUCACGUGGCAACUUACUCGAAAGCAUCGCCUAUAGAACCGAGGUUGCUUGUAAGCCAGAUUUCUCUGCUUACUCCACUGGCACAGGUCUUUCCGCACAGGAUACCGGCGCAGUUGGAUCAGGAUUCGGUGGACAAGUGCCCCAGACAGCGGAUGACAUUAUCCUAACCUGUUGUCGGCAUUGCUGCCAGCGUAGUGAGCAAAAGAGGUUGAUAUUCGCGACACCUGCUCCAGGCGGAAAGCUUCCUGAGGAGGCAGCAAGUAGGUUGAUAGAAUUGACAUUUAUUUUUUAA